UCGGCCGCUCCGCCAAUCAGAGAAGUGUGAGGCACACCGGUAGCAGACGCGAAGUAUAGACUUGUUUAUUAGCUGCAAUUUUCAAUUUUCACCAAAUUUGCUGCUGUUUAGAAGCAAGCGUCGCUUCAUCACGGAAAGCUAACCUUGUGCAUGCUUCAGUGUGAUUACGUACGCAAAUGGAGGCUUGAUUCUAGGUGGUUUUCCAUUCUGUUCUUCCGUGUUUGGGAUAGGCCUAAGUUGAGGCCUAGAUCCCAAACGACUCUGUACCAGAAAAGAAGCAUCGAAAUAUCGAAGAAUAGUGGUGUCUCUCGUGCGAUCACCCCCUCUGAUGGCAACUGUAAGUCAGGGGAACAAUUUUUCAUAUCAUCAGUUUUCCAAAGAUGUGGUGACUGCAGAAGCGGACGGCGCCUGUUCCAAAGAACAGGCUACUGAGAACAUGACGGAUGCGAUUGCCGAAACUGAUACUCAGAACAACGAGUCUUCGCCGGUUAUAGACAUUGUUAUCAACAACGUGGUGUGCAGUUUUAGUGUUCGAUGUCACUUAAAUCUUCGACAAAUAGCUUUAACAGCUUCCAACGUCGAAUAUCGUCGUGAGAACGGGAUGUUGACCAUGAAGAUAAGGGCCCCUUACACCACAGCGAGUAUAUGGUCUUCAGGGAAAAUCACAUGCACGGGAGCAACAAGCGAGGAAACAGCCAAGCUGGCAGCACGCAGGUAUGCCCGUAUCCUGCAAAAGCUGGGCUUCCGAGUGAAGUUCCAUAACUACAGGGUGGUGAAUGUGUUGGGCACCUGUGUCAUGCCCUUUGCGAUCAAGCUGGUGCCUUUCUCGCAACACCAUCGAGGUGUGGCCAUCUAUGAGCCCGAGUUGCACCCUGGUGUCACCUUCCGAAUAAAAGACCUCAAAGCCACACUAAAGGUGUUCUCUACAGGGAGCAUCACAGUCACAGCCCCAAGCGUGCCAAAUGUACAACAAGCCAUAGAACAGAUCUUCCCGUUGGUGUACGAAUUCCGCAAGGAGCGCUCGGCGGAGGAACAAAAGACUGCAAACGCAAGGAGGCAGGCCUCUAAGGCGACCCCCGUCGUGUUUGCAAACAACGGCGGCUACGACUCCCUCGACAGUGAAGCAGACGAGGAGGAGGAGCACAUGGACUACCCAGAAUCUGACCAGAGCUGGGAAUGACACUGAUCCUCCAGCUAGCCUGGACCCACGUGGCUAGUCCAUCUAGUCUCUCUCCCAUACCCAUAGAGUGCUGGCUUCUCACCGAACCCCUUCACCGUGUGUUGCGUAAACCCCCACCCCAUUUUCCACGAACACUAGGAAGAAGAGACUCAUUUCCGGGCUCAAGAUGAAACCAACGGGGCUUCGUGCGGCGAAUGGUGUGAAUAAUUUUAUAUAGUCUCGCGUACGUGCGAGGGAAGCCGCCACCACGAGCACAGAGUAAAAAAAAAAGUUUGCCAAAGAGUGUUUUCGAAACCUU
Messenger RNA from Ornithodoros turicata, 1478 nucleotides. Its product is annotated as TATA box-binding protein-like 1. The record is from RefSeq and is a predicted model, not a curated record. Lineage: Eukaryota; Metazoa; Arthropoda; Arachnida; Ixodida; Argasidae. The coding region runs from base 329 to 1180 and encodes 283 amino acids. Gene Ontology annotation, biological process: DNA-templated transcription initiation. The transcript is spliced from 5 exons. Gene Ontology annotation, molecular function: general transcription initiation factor activity; DNA binding.